Molecule: messenger RNA, 1176 nt
Organism: Cyprinodon tularosa
Lineage: Eukaryota; Metazoa; Chordata; Actinopteri; Cyprinodontiformes; Cyprinodontidae
Product: heterogeneous nuclear ribonucleoprotein A0-like
Exons: 2
Coding region: 93-1001 (302 amino acids)
Molecular function (GO): RNA binding
Source: RefSeq, a predicted model, not a curated record
GUUCUUCUCCUCCGCCAUCUUGUGAUCAACCCGUUGUUGGACACACGCAGACCGUUUUUUCUGAUCGCCAUUUUUUCUCCCAUUUUUCCAAAAUGAACGACCAGCUCUGUAAACUGUUCGUCGGCGGGCUAAACGUAGACACCGAUGACGAUGGCCUGCGCAAGCAUUUCGAGCAGUACGGCUCGCUCACCGACUGCGUGGUCGUCGUGAACAAGCAGCUGCAGCGCUCCCGCUGCUUCGGCUUUGUUACCUACUCCACGCCGGAGGAGGCCGACGCCGCCAUGGCUGCCAGGCCGCACACCGUAGACGGCAACGCGGUGGAGGUGAAGCGUGCGGUGGCCAGGGAAGAUGCAAACAAACCCGAAGCUCUGGCUAAAGUAAAGAAAAUCUUUAUCGGUGGGCUGAAAGACGACAUCGAAGAAGAGCACUUGACCGACUACUUCUCGCAGUACGGCCAGGUGGAGAAGUCUGAAGUCAUCUCCGAAAAAGAGACGGGGAAGAAAAGAGGCUUCGGUUUCGUGUACUUCACCGACCACGACUCCGCCGACAAGGCGGUGGUGGUGAAGUUCCACACAGUUAAUGGACACAAAGUCGAGGUGAAGAAAGCCCUGACGAAACAAGAGAUGCAGGCGGCGAACAGAAACACAAUGGCGCCGAGAGGAAGGCCCGGCAGAGGCAUGAGAGGGAAUCAAGAUGGCUUCGGAGGCAGGGAUUAUGGCGGAAGCUACAACUACGGAAAUGGCGGCGGUGGCGGCUACAACUGUGGCGGCUACGGAGGGUACGGUGGACCGUACGGAGGUGGUUAUGGCGACCAGGGAAGCGGCUACGGUGGUGGCAACGGCUACAGCGACUUUGGCAGCGGCUACGGCCAGCAGUCAUCUGGCUACGGCCCCAUGAAAGGGCCGCCCUUCGGAGGCCAAAGGAGCGCUGCUCCCUACACCAGAGGCGGAGGUGGUGGAGGAUAUCCCAGGGGGGGCUACGGUGGUGGCGGCGGCUACUAAAAGAGAACACCCUCCCCACUCACGCCUCCAGCGAAACGUUUCUCCCCGCCAUUUGGUCGCAAAACUCUGUCAUGAAUGGGGCCGUCUGUCGUGAAUCCCAUCCGUGGCAGAGCCGCAGAGACACCCCUCCCCCACCUGAACCCCUAACAGGUUGCCCCUGUAACCUGGACUGAGG